CAAAGGCUGGGGAGCCCUAGCAACAGAGGCGGAGCUUAACAACGUUGCAGACUCAGUCCUCCAGCUGAACACACAAGGUCAACCCAUUCCUGGAUUCUGUCUCCACCUGACGAGAAGGUGCAUCUACUCCCACUUCUCCCUCAGUCUGUCUGCUGAAGAAAUCCCGAGAUCUUAAAAUGUGAGCCUUAUCUUAAGAAAUAGUCUAUCAAACAAAGCAAGGUCAGGAAAUUAAUCAAUGGAAAAUGAUCUGGUUUUCACAGUUGGGUUUGAGAGAGAUAAGAGACGUGAUAUUAUAAAAGCAAGCAAAACUACACUGCCACCUCACCAUUUCACAGGAGAACCAAGAUGUGGCCUUUAUUGCUUCUCAUAGGUGCCUCUUCUGCUUUUGCUGAAACGACAGUUCACAGAUUUGAUGGGGAAAAGGUUUACCGUGUUACACCCCGCAAUGAAGAUGAAGUACAUGCUCUCAAUUACUUAGCCAAUAUUAUGCAGGUUGACUUUUGGCGACCAGAUUCUGUUGAACUAGUGAAAGCAGAAAUGACUGUUGAUUUCAGAAUUGAAGCAGACAGAUGUUCUGAAGUUGAAAGCAUUCUACAGCAUCGUGGGCUGAACUAUGAAAUUUUAAUUGAUAAUCUUCAGGCUGCCCUUGAUAGGCAACUGGACAAUCGUGCUCGGGUUGCUGGAUACAAUUAUCAAAAAUAUAAUAGAUGGGAAAAGAUAGAUGCUUGGACACAUGAUAUUGCCAAUGAAAAUCCAAGGCUUGUUUCCCGAUUACAGAUAGGAACAACUUUUGAGGGACGUCCAAUGCCCCUCCUGAAGAUUGGGAAGCCUGGUGAAAAUAAAAAAGCUAUCUUUAUAGACUGCGGCUUUCAUGCCAGAGAAUGGAUCUCACCUGCUUUUUGCCAGUGGUUUGUACGAGAGGCUGUUCGGACCUAUGGAAAGGAAACCAUUAUGACUCGGCUUCUGAACAACUUAGACUUCUACGUCUUGCCUGUCUUGAAUAUUGAUGGUUAUGUCUAUUCUUGGACAAAGAGUCGCAUGUGGAGGAAGACUCGUUCUGUAAAUGCUGGUACUACAUGCAUUGGUACUGAUCCCAACAGAAAUUUUGAUGCUGCAUGGUGCACUGUUGGCGCUUCAACAAACCCCUGUAGUGAAACCUAUUGUGGUAGUAAACCUGAAUCAGAAAAGGAAACCAAAGCUUUGGCUGAUUUUAUUCGAAGAAACAAGUCAACUAUCAAGGCUUACUUGACCAUUCACUCUUACUCCCAGAUGCUCCUUUAUCCAUAUUCUUAUACUUACAAUCUAAUACCAAACAAUGUACAACUGAAUUCUAUUGCUAAAGGAGCCAUUAGAGAACUAGCAACAUUGUAUGGCACCGAAUAUACGUAUGGUCCAGGAGCUGCAACAAUUUAUCCUGCUGCUGGUGGCUCAGAUGAUUGGGCUUAUGAUCAGGGUAUACAAUAUUCCUUCACCUUUGAACUUCGUGACAAAGGCCGAUACGGUUUUGCUCUUCCUGAAUCUCAGAUAAAGCCAACUUGUGAAGAAACUAUGGUUGCUGUUAAAUAUAUUGCUGAAAAUAUCCUUAAUUAUCAAUACUAAGCUUUCAUGCUAAAUAAAUAAAAUAUAAUGCAGAAUUUC
Messenger RNA from Ahaetulla prasina, 1638 nucleotides. Its product is annotated as carboxypeptidase B-like. Gene Ontology annotation, biological process: proteolysis. NCBI's taxonomy places the organism in Eukaryota, Metazoa, Chordata, Lepidosauria, Squamata, Colubridae. Gene Ontology annotation, molecular function: zinc ion binding; metallocarboxypeptidase activity. The record is from RefSeq and is a predicted model, not a curated record. The transcript has 12 exons. The coding region runs from base 346 to 1599 and encodes 417 amino acids.